ACAGUCCAGAAAAUUCCCCGUCUUCAUUCUUUACCCGACUUAUUUUCAAACAUCAAGGUACUUUUCUUUUUAGUUGUAUUCUCCGGUACAGUUUUUGAAACCAUAGUUGGUAAACUUGGUCAACAAUGGAUGUGUGUUGCAACUUGUCUGCUGAGGAGAAAGAACGUCAGAGGACAUGCAAAGAAAUAAACCAACAACUUAAAAUGGACAAACAAAAACGCAAACGGGAGGUGAAACUGCUGCUUUUAGGGGCCAGUGAAAGCGGCAAGAGUACCUUUAUCAAACAGAUGAGGAUCAUACAUGGGAGAGGAUACAGUAAAUCAGAAAGAGAACAUUUUACCAGUUUGGUGUGUCAGAAUAUCAUCACAGCUAUCAAGGCACUGAUUGAAGCCAUGAGGACUCUUAAGAUUGACUAUCUUGAUGACCAAAACAUUAAAUGUGCUGAAAGACUGUACCAUGUGAAUUCAACCGAGGUAUAUACUUUAAAGUCCUGGCAAGUUGAUGCCAUUAAGCGAGUAUGGAAUGACCUUGGAGUGCAAAAGUGUUACAACCGAAGGAGGGAGUUUCAGCUGUCAGACUCUGCCAAAUAUUACCUGUGUGACAUAGACAGAAUCGCGGCACCAGGUUAUAUUCCAAAUUUGCAGGAUAUCUUGAGGGCCAGGGCUCCCACCAUGGGUAUUAUAGAGUACCCAUUCGACAUGAAGCCAUUUAUCUUCAGGAUGGUUGAUGUGGGUGGGCAGCGUUCAGAAAGAAAAAAGUGGAUUCACUGCUUUGAAGAUGUCACCUCCAUCAUAUUCCUGGCAGCACUCAAUGAAUAUGAUCAAGUUCUUCAUGAGAGUGUGAGGGAUAAUCGACUGGUUGAGAGCCUUGCCCUGUUUAGGACAAUAAUUUCAUCUAUAUGGUUUCAAAAGUCUUCCACAAUCCUCUUUCUAAAUAAAAAAGACCUGCUAGAGGAGAAAAUAAAAACAUCACACUUGGCAACAUACUUCCCAAGCUAUAGUGGACGUCAAUGUGAUGCUGAAUCAGCAAAGGUGUUCAUCCAGCAGAUGUUCAUCCAGUGUUACAAAGACAAGGAUAAACCCCUCUACACACACUUCACCUGUGCUACAGACACAGAGAACAUCCGGUUUGUCUUUGCAUCAGUCAAAGAUACAAUCUUAAAAGAACAUUUAAAAAUAUAUGGACUUCUAUAAACCAGAAAGAAGACAUGAUGGUUCAUAGAAAACUUUCAAGUGGUCUUCAAAUCAGUUAAAGACAACUUUCCUUUUACUGUUGCCUUUUUUAGGUCCUGAUAUAUACAAGGAUGGAGUUUUUGCUUUCUAUCUAUUGUGACAAAUGUUUGUGUUUGUUGUAAAAGAAAACAAAAAAAUCCCUUGAUGUGGGGACUUUAAUCUGUUUACACAGUCAAGCCAUGGGGACUAAUGUCCUUAUGGGGACCAGAAUCCUGGUCCGUGUAUAUUUUUGUGAAAGUGUCAUGUACUGUGUAAAUGUGUCAUGUAUUAUGAAAACUGGAUUUGCUGUUUGUUGUGUUUUCUUCAUAUCAGAAAUCUGAUUUAUUUUUGUUUGACAAAAUAUUUAUUGAAAGACUGUUUAGAAAAGUUUUAAAAUAUUGUUUUUAUGAAGGAACAUUUUAAAAUCUUUUGGCCCUAAAAGCCUUUGUUUGCAAGAGCGCCCUGUACAUUGUUUGUGUGCUUUACUCUUAUUUAUUUAAUUUAUUUGAAUUAGGACAAUGCACAUUCAUCAACAUGUCAGCAUAAAGCAUCAAUGUAAAUAUGCCAGAAUUAGCACAACAGCUAAUUUGCAUCUGCUGUCCUAAGGCAGGUAAAAACAGUGGAUAUUAAACAAGACGCUACAGGAGAGAACAGCGUGGACACAAACAGAUAAGAUGCCAAUAACAUAAAAUCGCAAUAAAAUUAGGUUAGCAAUAAAAUAAGGUUAACAGGCCCAUGGAGACAGAUCAAUUUACCUAUGAACACAUGUCUGGUUAGUUUUCAACCAAUGUUUCAAGGAGAAUUUAAAACGUAUGUAGGUUACACAGCCCCUAACAUGAGCUGGCAGUGUGUUCUAUAACUGUGAGCCUCUGAUAGAUGCAACCAUUUGGCCAAAUUUGGUCCUACACCGCUGAACAUUACAGUCUCCUCUGGUUAAAGCUCUAGUGUUUAUUCUAGUAAUGUUUUUUUUUUUGCUUAUAAAAUCUGUUAGAGGAGGAGGAGCAAGUCCAUUUAAAACUUUAAAAACAAGGCAUGCAUCCAGAAACAUUUGAUAACGUUCUCUGUGCCAGUAACAGUUUUUGUGUCUUCACGUUUCACCUUCUCCUACUGAAAAAAAAAGAAAACAGUAAGGUUAUUAAUUAGAUUAUGGAUGUUAUAGUAAACAUUUAUCACAGUUGAGUAAACUUCUCCACUGUGAGAUCAAUAAAGUCAAUCAAUCAAUCAAUAAAUCAGUUGCAUAUAGUUUACCUCUCCAGAUUAAAAAGAAACAUUUGUGCCAAUAUAAUUGCAUUACCCUGCUGUUUUUGUUAGCUGUCUCAAGAAGUUAUGGUGUAUUUUGUCUUUGAUAAUGUGCUCUGGUUUUUAGAGUGAGCAUCUAUUGUUUUUCAAUUGAUCAUUUCAUAAAAUUGGUGGCAUUGUUCUUUAGCUGAGUUAUAUUUUUCUUGUUUUGUCCUUAAUGACCACCCCUUCAAGUUUUUGUUACAUAACUUUGGUCAAUAUAGGACUUAAAAAUUUUUGUUUUGUUUAUGAAAAUCCUUCACAUUUUAGUUGACGUAUAGUUUUAGCUGAUGUACAAGGCUUUGUAAAUGUCCUCAGAACCGUUGAACUUUUGUGAUGUUAUAAAAAUUUCAGCGUAU
Molecule: messenger RNA, 2848 nt
Organism: Cyprinodon tularosa
Lineage: Eukaryota; Metazoa; Chordata; Actinopteri; Cyprinodontiformes; Cyprinodontidae
Product: guanine nucleotide-binding protein subunit alpha-14-like
Exons: 7
Coding region: 126-1193 (355 amino acids)
Biological process (GO): phospholipase C-activating dopamine receptor signaling pathway; action potential; adenylate cyclase-modulating G protein-coupled receptor signaling pathway
Cellular component (GO): heterotrimeric G-protein complex
Molecular function (GO): G protein-coupled receptor binding; G-protein beta/gamma-subunit complex binding; guanyl nucleotide binding
Source: RefSeq, a predicted model, not a curated record